UUUAACAUUUUAGUACAGCUAACAUUUGCUCCUUCUCUAUUCAUUUACGUUCUCUGAUUUAACUAUUUAGUACAGCUAACAUUUGCCUUCUCUAUUCAUUAACAUUCUCUGGCACGAGUUUGAUUUUUUUACAAAAGGCAUAUUGAGGGACAUACAUUUGCGCCUUCUCUAUUUAUUAACAUUCUCUGGUGCUACCAUGUUAUCCAAAAUUAAACUUCACUUGUGGUAUUACCAGACAAUAUAUUAUUAUGUAGCUAUCUUAAGUGAAAUUUUGCAAUAUUAUGAAAACUGUUGGUAAGUCUAGUUAAGGCAUAAGCUAUCGAUAGUCAAAAGAAACUACCGAUAGUGAGAUGAAAAUAAAACUAUCGAUAGUCCCAUCGACUGUUCUGCACUUCUACUAGUAAUAGAUGUCAAAGUGAGCAUUGUGGUUGCUUCGUCAAUAGUUUAAUUUAAUUUUUGUGUGUUUUAUUAGUUGACAAAAUGGAUGAUGAAGCGGAGACUUACAAGCUUUGGCGCAUUCGUAAAACUAUAAUGCAACUUAGCCACGACCGUGGUUAUCUGGUAACGCAAGAUGAAUUAGAUCAAACAUUGGAGCAGUUUAAAGAAAUGUUUGGCGAUAAACCCAGCGAAAAGCGGCCAGCACGUUCCGACCUUAUAGUUUUAGUGGCGCAUAAUGAUGAUCCAACUGACCAGAUGUUUGUUUUCUUCCCGGAUGAACCGAAAAUUGGCAUAAAAACUAUCAAAACAUAUUGUACAAGAAUGCAAGAAGAGAAUAUACAUCGUGCGAUCGUAGUAGUGCAAGCAGGCAUGACACCAUCGGCCAAACAAUCUUUGGUUGAUAUGGCGCCAAAGUAUAUUCUAGAACAAUUCCUUGAAUCGGAACUUCUAAUCAAUAUUACAGAACAUGAACUGGUUCCCGAACACGUUGUAAUGACACCAGAAGAAAAGCAAGAGUUACUGGCACGUUAUAAACUGAAAGAGAACAUGUUAAUGCGAAUUCAAGCGGGAGAUCCUGUUGCGCGUUACUUUGGUCUCAAACGUGGACAAGUAGUUAAAAUUAUACGUUCAUCGGAAACAGCUGGUCGUUAUAUAUCUUACCGACUUGUUUGUUAAAAUAUAGUUUUGUAUUAAGAUGUAGAUUUAAAAAUAAAUUUGUUUAUCACUUACUUUUAUUAAAAUAUGUACCAAUUUCAUAGGUCCGUUGUUUCAGAUUUUCAAGUUCUGAUUUUAAUAUAUAUCCACUAAAGUAACACAAUUUCCGAUAUCUAAGUAUAUGUCUACAAUAAAAAUUAUGAAAAAAAAAUUUUCAUAUGAGCGGUAAGACAAUGCGAAUAACUGUUAGUAAUACAUAAUAUGUUUAUUUAGAA
Molecule: messenger RNA, 1367 nt
Organism: Bactrocera oleae (olive fruit fly)
Lineage: Eukaryota; Metazoa; Arthropoda; Insecta; Diptera; Tephritidae
Gene: Polr2E
Product: DNA-directed RNA polymerases I, II, and III subunit Rpb5
Biological process (GO): DNA-templated transcription
Cellular component (GO): RNA polymerase III complex; RNA polymerase II, core complex; RNA polymerase I complex
Molecular function (GO): DNA binding
Source: RefSeq, a predicted model, not a curated record